ACUAAAUGAACUUUUCCAUUCCACGUCUCCGAUUAGCUUUUAACAAACACUUGAGGGCGCUCUAUAUACACGCCGCUAUUUUCAAGUCUUGCAAAUUAAAGGGUGCUGGUGGCAUAUUCGCGGCUGAUGAUACUUCCGCUGUUUUAGAAGCCAAAAGAGAUAUCGUCAUGCAAACCGUCAAAGCCAGAAAACCAGUCAAGAAGUCCAGCAGAAAAGAGCCACCCUCUUCUGAGCAGACUCCGCCCACACCUUCCAAUGCACAACAUCCUCCACCAGCCGAACCAAUUAUAGAACCCAGACUCCCCUUCUGGGAAGUUGUCAUCUACUUGGUUUUGGCAGUUGGGUUACUGUCUACAGCCAUCUACAAUGUUUACGUUUCUUCUCAAGAACAUAUGGAUGGGUUUGGCUCAUAUAUCCUGCAACCAGGCUGGUCAUUCCUUGGGAACAGAUACAAGGACAUAUCUGAUUUUGAGUGGAGUUACUGGACAGCUAUGAUCACACCAUUCCUGCUGGUGCUGUUGGUUGGUCACAUCAGCCUCGGACAAGUUGUGGAACACACUAUGCCAAAGUUCAAGAAGCAUUUUCUUCUGGUGUACUCCCUGGUGUGUCUGACGGGUCUAUUUGGUCUGAAAGCGGUCGUUGUCUUCUGCUUGUACACCACCUUUGCCUACCUGGCGUCACGGACAAAGUCAGCAGUGGUGGUCUGGGUUGUCAUUGGUCUGGAAAUUCUCAGCUUGGGAGUGGAUUCCAUAUCUGAGUACAUGCACGCUGUCUUCCCCGAUGAAGAACUGUACAACCAUGUGGCAUUCGGUACGGCUCUCUGCCUGUGUCGUCUUCUCAGCUUUAGCCUGGAGUACUGCAAACAUGCCAAACAAUCGCAAGAAGCUGGUGCCCACCACCAGCAGGGCACCGGUGAAGCCUGGGGGUUCUUUGACAUCAUGGUGUACAAUUUCUACUUGCCACUAUUUGCCAGUGGACCCAUAUUGACUUACGAGAAAUUUUCAAAGCAAAUAAAUCAGGUUCGAAGGCCAUUCACAAGAGACGAGGUCAAGAAAAUUCUCAAGGAAUUUGGACGAUAUAUCUUCUGGGCGCUCUUCGUUGAGUUUGUUUUACAUUUCUUGUACUUUCCUGCAUUCCAUCAAGUGCGAUAUGUGUUCCAAUUCCUUCCAACAUGGUCAUUAGCUGGUGUCGGGCUGUGCCACUUAUUAUUCUUCCAAGUCAAGUACCUAGUGACUUACGGCAUACCGCGGGCCAUAGCGCUGUGUGACCGCAUAGAUGCACCACUGCCGCCUAUUUGUGUGCUUGGAAUGUAUACAUUCCAAGACAUGUGGAAAUACUUUGACAGAGGUCUCCAUUCCCUCUUAGUGAGCGUCAUCUACAUUCCCAUGGGUGGUUCCAAGUACGGCCUAUUCCGUCAACUCCUAGCCUCGGUAGUCUGUUUCUCCUUUGUCUUCGUGUGGCAUGGCCUGGAGAGGCAUCUUUUCUACUGGGCCCUGAUCAACUGGCUCGGCAUUGCAAAUGAGAUGUUAGUCCAGAAGUUGGUCGAUUGGCUUGGAGUCAUGUCUUAUCUUAAACACAAGCUGCCGCCCUCCAUGUACUGCAGAUUACUGGGGCUAAUCCUUACACCCAACUUUAUGGCCCUGGCUUUGUCAAAUCUGGUGUUCUUAGGAGGCACUCGCAUAGCUAAUAUCUACGUCAACAGUCUUACGCAUUCGGAUUCGCCUUGGCCUUUCGUCACUACUUUUGUAACAUUUUAUGUUGUCCUCCAAGUCACCAAGGCAGCACAUCAGUAUUUCGGCAAAACCUAUUUGUGCAAAAAACUUUAUGCGAACUGAAGAAUGACUUAAUCCAACUUUAAUUGUGCUUAGUAUUUUUUCUUGCCUGAAAUAGUUUUAAAGGAGAUGUGAAGAUGUUGAAGUGACUGUAUCAUUUCAUAUUAACUAUUUUCGUUUCAAAUAAUGUAUACAAUUUUAACUUUACAUUGUGGAAAGAAUGCAGUAUUUAGACGCCACUUCUCUGGUUGUGUUUUUCCAUGGAGAGUCAAGUGGAUUUUCAAAGUGUUGUAACUGACACUUUGUUUAGUUUUUGUUGUUGCUUUUGUUGACUAGCCACCGCCCUCCGGCUGCGUGUUUUGGCGCGUUGGGUCACAGGUGUUCUGACCUAUAUAUCUGGCUAAGUGCACACUCUAGAAAUUACUUUCUAUAAAUAGGUCAUUAAAAGGUUUGGCUACUCCAAGUUGUUACAAUGUAAUACAUUUUGUGAAGCUGUGAUUGACUGCUUGCCUAGUGCCUAUGCUGGGAAUCAACAGUUGCAGUUCUGAUAGGCAGUGCAGCGAGUGGAACUCACAGUCUGUUUGGCGAAAUAAAUAAGGGCUUCCUUUUGCAUUUUGCUGGACUUGGAGGACAAGAGCCCAAGAGGUUCCCGCUACCGUAUUUUCCAACAAAAUUGGAAAUGUUUCUCGUCUCAGAUUCAUGCCUUUUCAACAUUUUUGCAACGACUGACCUUCAUUGAGAUAAUAGGGCCUAUAUGAUGAAAAAACGUCAUCAGAAUGCAACAUUCUUUCCCACUAUAUAGCUCAUUUUUAUUCUGGCAUAACUGUACAUGCAUAUACCAAAAUAUACCAAAAUGCCCCAACCAAUUAACAGCUUGGUUAAACUACAUCAGUUCCAAAUAAACUAUUUUCAGAUUCAAAUUUUGUUACAUUUUAAAUUAGUGAUACAAUUACCGGUUGGCGAUAGUUAUCCGUUGGUUAAUAAGCCUCUGUACUGAUGACGUCACACUUUGUUUACGUGUGUGCUUUCCUAUGGUGCUCAGUGGACCGUGGGCCCCCACUGGCUUCAUAGGAAAGUGCACAUGUAAACAAAGUGUGAGGUCAUCAGUACAGAGGUUUACCGGUAUUACUACAUUAUCAGUUGUAUCACAUCCCCCUUUUUUUAAUAAAAUGUUAAAUAUUUCGGGUUCACUAUAUCGAUCUUUUGAAUUGAAAUCAGGCAAUCAUUUUAUCUUUUUUGUUUCCACAAAAUUGUAUUUGGUUGAAGACAUUUCUGAUUUUCAAUUGAUUCUUUUGACGUGUUGCCAUUAUAAUUUACAACAUUGUAACCAAUGUAGAGACAUUUUGUACUUCAAUAAAAUAUAUUAUGAAAUAUAAGUAA
This is a messenger RNA of Patiria miniata (bat star), 3152 nucleotides long. It is a transcript of the gene hhat, whose product is annotated as protein-cysteine N-palmitoyltransferase HHAT-like. Gene Ontology annotation, biological process: protein palmitoylation. Gene Ontology annotation, molecular function: palmitoyltransferase activity. Gene Ontology annotation, cellular component: endoplasmic reticulum. NCBI's taxonomy places the organism in Eukaryota, Metazoa, Echinodermata, Asteroidea, Valvatida, Asterinidae. The transcript is spliced from 12 exons. The record is from RefSeq and is a predicted model, not a curated record. The coding region runs from base 6 to 1835 and encodes 609 amino acids.